Messenger RNA from Microthlaspi erraticum, 501 nucleotides. The record is from the annotation of a GenBank genome assembly. NCBI's taxonomy places the organism in Eukaryota, Viridiplantae, Streptophyta, Magnoliopsida, Brassicales, Brassicaceae.
AUGGAAAUGAAACUGGGACCAUUAGGAGAUUAUAGCGUGGGGGAAAAGUGGGAAGAAACUGGACAUGACAAAAUAAGUCACAUCUUCGUCAAUUAUGGCAAGACUAGUGUAAAAUCCAUUCAGUUUGGAUAUGUCGAAAACGGAGCUCUGGUCAUGUCGAAAAGGCACGGCCAAAAAGCAGACGAAGAGGAUAGUACUCGUAUUGUGAGGCUGAACCAUGAAACCGAGUUUGUCACUGGGAUCAGCGGAGAGAAGUCGUACUCUCAUCUUUCAUCUCUUACGUUUCAUACAAACGAGAGAAAGCACUUAGUCUUUGAAGCAGAAUUCGACUUGUCCAGAGAGAGACGACCUCCGACGAGAGAGUUUCAUUCCGGAAUACAUGACCGCCGUGAAUUUGGCGGUUUCUUCGGAUCUUACAGCAAUUGGAGUUUUCAUUCUCUAGGUCUCUAUAUAAGGCCUAUCCUCUCGGGUGUACAAACUAUCAAACAAGAAGAUGUUUGA